AUGAAUCCACUGACUUUGCUGAGGAGAUGGAGUCGAGGCUCUGACAAGGUAUCUGAAAACAAAGAAGAGGUCUUUGACCCAAACGUGCAUCUCGAUUAUACACCACCCUCCAAGAAGAUCACACUAGAAGACUUGCUUUUGAAGCAAAGUCCAAAUGCAUCGCCUGUUGCGGGAACAGUGCCAUUUCCACUACUAUCGCCCGAAGGGGUGAGAGCCUAUCGAAGGGCAUUGUUCCAGAAAGAUGUCAUUGGCAAAUGUGCAAGCUCCCCAUUUCCGGGCACUUUGGUCCUGCGGGAUGCGGUCAAGCAGUCGAAAUUCGUGAAUGACUUUUGGACCCACCCCGAAACCAUGAGGAUAGUCUCUGAUGCGGUUGACGUGCCGUUGGAGAUUGUGAUGCCUACAGAAAUAGGACACACUAACAUCCAAGUUGAAGGGAGGACGAUCCCGGAAAUGGCGAGUAAUCUGAACGUUGAGCCAUCGUUGGAAAAGCUCGAGCUGAGUGUCGAGGACCGAGCCUAUGAUCCGCUGAAGGAUGCCAGUGCUAUCAUUCCUUGGCAUGACGACUCAUAUCCCUACGUUUGUGUCUUGAUGUUGAGUGACACAGAGGGGAUGAUUGGAGGGGAGACAUAUAUUCAGAAAGGUGAUGGAGAAUCUCAAAAGGUUGAAGGACCUCAGAUCGGCCACGCAGUGAUGCUGCAGGGUGGGGAAGUGAAACACUUAGCUGCCCGAGCAAAGGGGGUAAAAGAGCGCAUAUCCACCAUUACUUCAUACCGAUCCAAGAUGCCAAAUGUCUAUGACUCCAGCUACAUGACGAAUGUUCGACCGUACGCUGAUAUGAGCACCAUUUACCCCGAAUGGGCACACUAUCGUCUCCGAAAAUUAAGAGACGAACUAAAUCUCUAUCUUGAAAAGGCAGAGAAAGAACACAACUAUGCGCACGGAACAGGCGAAGUGCAAAGUCUCAUACACAAUCAAAUCGAAUAUCUGCAACGGACCUCCCGGCAGAUGGUCGACCCCGAAUAUUCGCAAGCACUGGUGAAAGAAUUUGGAAAGGCUGCAUACUACGAUGCACCCAGAAUUUGGCAGACUGUUCAACAUUUACCGAGCUUUACGGAACUCGCGUCUUCCACAGACGACGAACGAAAGUGGAGUCCGGAUAGCGGGUAUUGGAUGGACAUGCAGAAAUCCAUGGAGACCAUUCGUCAAGGUAAGCCACUUCAAAGUACUCUGGGGACUGCUGUGUGGGAUAAAAAGAAGAGAUAUUAUAUGGGCGAUGAGCUUUUGAGACAAGGUCUCAAUGAGGUUUUUCUCGACUGGCUGGGAUGUACGGGAUUGUGGGAUACGUAUAGCAAGCUUUGA
Penicillium nucicola is the source of this 1359-nucleotide messenger RNA. RefSeq lists its product as uncharacterized. The coding region runs from base 1 to 1359 and encodes 452 amino acids. The record is from RefSeq and is a predicted model, not a curated record. NCBI's taxonomy places the organism in Eukaryota, Fungi, Ascomycota, Eurotiomycetes, Eurotiales, Aspergillaceae. The transcript has 4 exons.